Messenger RNA from Aspergillus tubingensis, 1191 nucleotides. RefSeq lists its product as uncharacterized. The record is from RefSeq and is a predicted model, not a curated record. The transcript is spliced from 6 exons. Lineage: Eukaryota; Fungi; Ascomycota; Eurotiomycetes; Eurotiales; Aspergillaceae. The coding region runs from base 1 to 1191 and encodes 396 amino acids.
AUGUGGACAGUUAUCGAUUCGAGAGAUGAGGCAUCAAAAGCAGCCUACAACAGCAAUGUCCAGCUAUGGACCCUCUACGGGAUCGGCUGCGUGGUGACACUACUUAGGACAUAUUCACAAUGCAAAGACCUGGGAUGGAGAAGAUUGCGCCUUGACGAUUAUCUGAUAUGGGUUGCUAUUGUAUUUUACACUGCGCAAGUGGCAUUAGCGUAUAGUGUCGGAAAUGCAGCCCACGGUCUCGCAAACAACAGCAUGACAGAGGCUCAGAGAGCUGCAUUGGCUCCAGACAGUACGGAAUACCGAGAAAGGAUAAUUGGCUCCAAGAUACAAAUUGCCGGUUGGGCCACAUAUACAGCGUUGAUAAGCUCGCUCAAGUUGUCGAUGCUAGUGUUCUAUACGCGACUUAUGGAUGGUCUCGGUCGUCGCUAUCGCGUGCCAAUAUGGAUUGGAUUCGCCCUCGUUAUCGGGAGCUUCAUCGCCUGCAUGAUCACGAUUCUUGCGGCAUGCCGGCCCUUCAACAAGAAUUGGCAGAUCCAUCCUGACCCCGGCAAUUCCUGUCAACCUGCCAUUUCCAAGCCGGUGAUCGCCGCAACCUUUGCAGCAAAUCUCGCCACAGAUCCAUAUCUCGUUUUGAUACCAAUUCCCAUGCUUUGGAAAUCCAGCCUAAAGCUCAUGAAAAAGAUUGCGGUGACAAUAGUACUUGGCGCGGGGAUCUUUAUUCUCGUGUGUGCGACAAUCAAGAGUGUUUUUCUGUUGGUGGAACCCAAUAAUGGAGCAUCGAUAGCAGACGAAUGGGGCACACGAGAGACAUUUGUCGCCGUGAUCACAACGAAUCUCCCUAUGAUUUUCCACCUGUUCCGAACCUGGCUAGCCCGUGGCUUUGGCAGCGCCUUCCAAUCAUCUCAGCGAACCUACCAGAUACCAUCAGGGGGAUUCCAGAACACCGGUGGUGGGACAACUCGGAAACGAGGCCGAGGAGGCACCAGCAGCCGGGAUCCGAUCACUGUCGGCCUGACAUUCACCGAGAGUGAAGAACGGAUGAUGCACGACAUUAAGCUGCAGACGCUGGAGCCACACGAAGGCCCCGCAGCUGGUGCUAUAAUGGUCUCAAACCAGAUUGAAGUCACCCAUCAGACGCGAAAUAGUCAUGCCAGGGAACCGCCUGCGCCCGGAGAAGAUGGAAAUUGGUAG